GGGCUGUGGGCCCCGAGAAGCCUGGGAAAGAGCUACUGCAUCCCACUUCCUUAUGGGCAGCUCCUGACCCCUCAACUCCUGCCUCCUCCAGGAUCUUCGCCUGGAUGUCAAGUGGAUGCCUCUGGCCCCUCCAGCGAACUCGGUGGAAACCAUGGCUUCUUUGAUGCCUCUUUCCCCAUAUCUGAGUCCCACGGUCCUCCUGCUGGUCAGCUGUGACCUGGGUUUUGUACGGGCAGACCGACCUCCCUCUCCUGUGAAUGUGACGGUCACUCAUCUCAGAGCCAACUCGGCCACUGUGUCCUGGGACGUCCCAGAAGGCAACAUCGUCAUUGGCUACUCCAUUUCCCAGCAAAGACAGAAUGGCCCCGGGCAGCGUGUAAUUAGGGAGGUGAACACCACCACCAGGGCCUGUGCUCUUUGGGGCCUGGCUGAAGACAGUGACUACACAGUGCAGGUCAGGAGCAUCGGCCUCCGGGGAGAGAGCCCCCCAGGGCCCCGUGUGCACUUCUGCACUCUCAAGGGUUCUGACAGGCUGCCCUCCAACAGCUCCAGCCCAGGUGAUAUUACAGUGGAGGGUCUGGAUGGAGAGCGGCCAUUGCAGACAGGAGAAGUCGUCAUCAUUGUGGUGGUAUUGCUCAUGUGGGCUGCUGUAAUUGGGUUAUUCUGCCGUCAGUAUGACAUCAUCAAGGACAAUGACUCCAACAACAACCCCAAGGAGAAGGAGAAGGGACAUGAAUAGAGUCCUCAGGGAAGGCCAGUGGGGACAAGACAGAAAAAGUCUCCAUCCAUCAACACCAUUGAUGUUUGAUUGUACAAGGAACCAGAACCAGAAGAUAGGAUGCACUGUAUAAAUACAUGGGGUUGGGGUGAGGUCAGGGAAAGCCUAAGAAGGUAAUCUGCUUGAGACUCCCACAAGGCAUUAUGCUCCCAGAAUCUCAGGCUGGUACCCAUCCUCUUUCCACUGUGAGCAGGGCCAGAAUGUAUGUCUGGUAGACUCUGUACCCCUGGACCUGGGAGUGGAUAUCAAAUGGAACAUCUCCUCCCAUCCCCCAGGUCCAGGGGAGAAUCAUUUAUUCAACCCUAUCCCACUAGGUCCCGGAUAGGGGCCCCAUGUCACCUGCAUCAGGACUAUUGGCACCCACAAGCUGUCCCACAGCUUGCCUCUGGGCUCAGAGAGGGGUGUUUCUGUCGGUGUUGUCCUCCUCCAGUGAGUAAGAAGACCCAUCUGGGCCUAGAGGCAGACACUGCACUAUUCCAAUGUCUUCCACGGAGCCUCUGGUGCUCCUCCCUCACCUGGCAGCCUCUCCAGCUGCUGGUGAUCUCACCCCUGGGACAUUUUUCCAAUAAAGGUUCUUGGACAAAC
Messenger RNA from Arvicanthis niloticus (Nile rat), 1363 nucleotides. RefSeq names its product fibronectin type III domain-containing protein 4. The record is from RefSeq and is a predicted model, not a curated record. Gene Ontology annotation, cellular component: extracellular region; plasma membrane. Gene Ontology annotation, biological process: negative regulation of inflammatory response. Lineage: Eukaryota; Metazoa; Chordata; Mammalia; Rodentia; Muridae. Gene Ontology annotation, molecular function: protein binding.